GAAGGAGGAGUCCUAAAUGAAGAGAGCCUGCCAAGGGGAGUGGCUCAAACCAGCUCGGCAGAGUUGUUUUGUCUUCAGCUGGGACAGAACACCGGAGAACAGGGAUUGACUUUUUCUCUUUCCACUCUCUGUCCUUCAUUUGGUUCAUUUCUCGUGGAGUGUGUGUGACCCCCACCCCCUGCUGCCCCCAUGGAUAACUUCCAGACUGUCCUGCGUUUCUUCACCAACCAGAAAUCCACCAUUGGCUACAGCGUUAUGGCUCUCAUGACUGUAGGUGGGGAACGAAUCUUCUCCGUGGUUUCCUUUCAGUGCCCGUGCAACCACGAGCAGAACUUUGCCUAUGGGCUGACCUUCCUGCUGGGCCCGGCUGUAGUGCUGCUGGUUUUGGGUCUCUUGUUCACCGCCAGGUUGUGGAGGCUCUACACUGGCUGCUGCAUUAACCCCAUGAAGCUGUGCCCCCAUGGGAACUGCUUGGGCCACCUCCGGGUGUUCAUGAGCAUUUUCUGUGGAGCCAGUGUGGCUCCUGUAAUGUGGCUCUCUGUGGCCCUGCUCAAUGGGACCUUCUAUGAGUGCGCGGUCAGUGGUCUGGACGAAAACGUGGUGGUGGACCUGUUCUGUAAAAACAAGACGGCGGCGUGUCGGGAGGAGCUGGCCCGGGUGCCCUGUGAGCGCUCCAAACUGUCCAGCGAUGAGCGCAUGGAGCUCCUGCUCAUGUUCAGGGCCCAGUCCCAGAUCCUGGGCUGGUGUGUGAUCAUCACCGCUGUCGUCGGGGGCCUCCUGGGUACCUGCUACAAAAACUGCCGCUCCAAAGUCAGCUUCCUGCAGCUCACCUUCUGGAAACGCUACAUGGAACAGGAGAAGGAGCGCUUUGAUACUCUAGCUGUGGAAUACGCCACCAAACUGGCCGACAGAAACCUGCAGAGCUUCUUUGAGAACAAGGAGCCGGCUCCGUUCCCCUUCCCCAACCACAGGGCCUGGGAGGAGAUCUCUGCAUACUACACCUUCACCCAGAGCGAGCAGUGUUACAGCACCCUGCAGCGCUACGUGGAGCGGACAGACAGGGACUUCCCAGAGACCAAACCUGUGUUGAACGUAGAGUAUGAUGGAAGAGAGAUGCACUGAGAAACAACUGACUAGGGUUAUUAAAGUGCUCAUAUUCUGCUCAUUUUAAGGUUCAUAAUUGUAUUUAGAGGU
Molecule: messenger RNA, 1194 nt
Organism: Etheostoma spectabile (orangethroat darter)
Lineage: Eukaryota; Metazoa; Chordata; Actinopteri; Perciformes; Percidae
Product: calcium homeostasis modulator protein 5
Cellular component (GO): plasma membrane
Molecular function (GO): monoatomic cation channel activity
Source: RefSeq, a predicted model, not a curated record